Paralichthys olivaceus (Japanese flounder) is the source of this 1032-nucleotide messenger RNA. Lineage: Eukaryota; Metazoa; Chordata; Actinopteri; Pleuronectiformes; Paralichthyidae. The record is from RefSeq and is a predicted model, not a curated record.
GUGUUUACGACUAAUGUCAGCUUUACUUGACGAUAAAGUGGCGAGUAAACUGAAACGUCAGCUUAAAUAUGACACGAGAGAGUUUUAUAUGAAUGAGACCCACCAUGGCUUCUCGAGCAGGUCCGAGAGCAUCAGGCACAGACGGCAGUGACUUUCAGCACCGGGAGCGGGUUGCCUCACACUACCAGAUGAGCGUCGCCUUGAAGUCUGAAGUCCGUAAACUCAACAUUGUCCAUCUUCUGAUCUGGGUUCUGAUGGCAGCUCAGGUAACUGUGAGCCAGCUCAGCCUGGUGUCCCACAAGGUGGUGGCCUCACCGUACCAGUGGGAGUAUCCCUACCUCUUGAGCAUAAUUCCCACGGUCUUCAGCUUCUUGGCGUUGCCUCGCAACAACAUCAGCUACCUGGUGAUUUCUAUGAUCAGCGCCGGGCUCUUUUGCGUGGCCCCGCUGAUCUACGGCAGCAUGGAGAUGUUCCCAGUGGCGCAGCAGCUCUAUCGUCACGGCAAAGCGUACCGCUUCAUCUUUGGCUUCUCCGCUGUGUCGGUCAUGUACCUGGUGAUUGUCAUAGCUGUGCAGGUGCACGGCUGGCAGAUCUACUACAGCAAGAAGCUGCUGGACCAGUGGUUCACCUCCACACAGGAGAAGAAGAAGAAAUGAGUUCAGUGAAGGUGUGGAUUGAACCAACCAAGAAUAAGACUAACCGAGACUCCCAAAUGUAAAGUUGUCCUUUGCAAACUUUUUCUGGAUUUAUAUUUGACACUUGUUUGAUUAGUUCUUGGACAGCGUGUGACUGCUGCCAUCACUCUGUCCAUGAAUCCAAUCCGUCUGGCAUUUCAUGAUUCACAAGACGUUAAAAGUGUUGAGUUUAUCUGUCUGUACUUAAUUAUUGGCUGUACUGAUGAUGUGAAAACACAUCAUGGGGGAAAUGGAAGAAGAUUGUAAGUGUAAUGUAAUGCGUAAGUAAAAAAGUGUAAAAGAGUUAUCCACACAUGAUGGCUCACCCCACGAGAAAUAAAAUGAUGUGAUUAUCAGA